UUUUAUUUUAUUAUUUAAAAAUUUUUUAAAUUGUCAGAUGAUCGCUAACUUUUUAAUAAGAUAUGAUCCUGAAAUUAAAAGAAGGGAAUUAAUAAGUGUCACAUUCUAUGGUAAGAUUUUAUAAAAGACAAAUGUUUAAAAAAUAAUCAUACAACUUCUUAAUACCAUAAGAGAAGAAUAAAAAGAAAAUUAAUUGUCAAGUUGGAUCAUUAAAAACCUAUUAUUUUUGAGCUGCAUAUUUUUUUUUAAAUUUGUUUAGUAAUGGAUGAGGUGUUACCUUUUUAUGUACAAAAAUCAAUUUUAGAUAAUAUUAAGAAUCUCAUUAUUCUUUUAAAAAUCGAAAGAGUUCAUAAAACUUGGUAUAAUAUUGUUCACAAUCGUAUUUCACAAUCUGACGAAUGGAGGGAAAUUUGUUUAAAACAUAUUUCAACAAAUUCAAUAUGUACUAUUAUGACAAGAUCAUUUCCAAGACUUUCGAUUACAAAUUUCAAAGAAAUUUCGGACAGUAACAUUUGGUUUUGUACAUUUCGCUCUUACAGAAGAUGGUUACUAAAAUGGAAGUUUCAAAUUAAUCACGAAACCAUUGAUAAUUUGUCCAAAGAAUCUUUUCAAUCAGAAAAAAUAAUUUGCACCGCAAUUUGGGAUAAAUACUUUGCUGUGGGAACUACCAAAGCUUUUGUACAUUUAUUUAACAUCGAUGAUUUGAGCGAACCGUUUCUUACAAUUGAUAACAAACAAUAUUUAUCGCAAAUUAUAUUUUGGUAUCCUAGUAAGGAUUCUGAGGAAUUAAUUUUGGUUACAAGAUCUUCAGAAAAAAAAAUCAAAUUUUGGAAUUCAUCGAAUGGAACAAAUAUCCCAACUGAUCAUGAUUAUAAAGCGAAAUAUUUAUGUGUAGGUACCAUGAAUAAUUUUUUUGGUGAAUAUCAUGAUGUUAUCACUGAAUAUGAAAGAACUUUAGAAAACGUUACUUCCAAAAGAAAUAUCCACUUGCAUACUACAGCUGAUGAUGUUUUUUUUGUACUGUUUUCCCAAGAAGAAAAGCUACUGAAAUUAUUAUUAGACUCACUGAGUAUUUACUUGUACGAGAUAAAAGUUCCCUCUAAUGAUAAAGAAUCCUUGCAAUUAAUGCAUCGAAGAAAAUCGGUUAUAUCAAACAUCAUAUAUCCCAAAAAUGACUUUUAUUAUAAUUUACUCAGUCUCGGAAACAAACAAAUAACGAAAUUUUUUUUAAGGAAAAAUAAACUUUAUUAUUUAGCUGAAGAUAUUGCAGUUUUGGUUUCUGAAAAUAAUCAGAGUAUUUUAGUUCAUGAAGAAUCCAAAAAAUGGAAAGAAUAUAAUCCUUUUGAAAAAUUUACAGGAAUAAUAACAUCGGCAGUUUUGCAUGGAAAAACUUUUAUUUUCGGUAUCCAUACGGGUGAAGUACAAAUAUAUGUUUUAGAAAACUUAGAACAAUUGAAAUCAUCUCAACUAAAUCCAGAUUCAUCGAUAAAAUAUAAAUUCAUACAAAACGAGCCAAUUAUUUCUUUAAAUAUUACAGAAACUCAACGCAAACUUUAUAUUUUGGCAUCAACAAGAUAUGAAACUCAUGUUAUCACUUUUUUUUAGGUCGUUAUAUUUAAAUAAUAUUUUUAAUAAUCAAUAAAUUACGCACCAUAAAAAAUAUUUCAUACAAUCUUAUUAAAUAUAUUGUAAUCUUUUACUAUAGUUGUAUUAAACCAAAAAUAUAUGUAUUAUAACAACUAUACUAUUAAAAAUUAAAAAUGAUUUAAAUAUUUUGUCUAUAAGAAAAAAUAAAUGAUUAUAUGACUAUAUAUAACUAUGAUUAAACUUUCUUGCAUUUUUUCGAAUAUAAUUUGAAUUUGUCACAUUAUUUAAAAGAUAUAAUAUUAUGCAAAUACAAUUUUUUAUUGAAAAUCUUGCAA
Molecule: messenger RNA, 1922 nt
Organism: Microplitis demolitor
Lineage: Eukaryota; Metazoa; Arthropoda; Insecta; Hymenoptera; Braconidae
Exons: 8
Coding region: 262-1605 (447 amino acids)
Molecular function (GO): protein binding
Source: RefSeq, a predicted model, not a curated record